AUUUACUAUGGCUGUGUUUUUGAAAUUGCUAUUAUUGAUUUUUUACUUCUUUGCCUUUGUCAAGACUAUUUAUUCUGUAAUGUGCUGUUGUAAAUGUAGUAUGCCUGGAUGCUUUGAAAGUCAAAGUGAAGUGUGUGGUAAACAUGGCGCAAUUGAUCCUGGUGUAGAUAGUUGUAGUACAGGUUAUUGGCAGUGUGAUGUUAGGGAUAGAACAUGUUUUGAUGUAAGAUGUGAUUCUUUAUAAUUAUAAAAUUGUUUUUGAAGAAUAUAAAUAUCAGGCAUAAAAGCAUUGUUGCCUUUUUAUCCAUAAAUAAAGUGUUGUUGUUACAUUUUAGAGUAAAAUUCGUUCAUAUUAUAUAUUUGAAAAAAUCAC
This is a messenger RNA of Halteromyces radiatus, 373 nucleotides long. RefSeq lists its product as uncharacterized. The record is from RefSeq and is a predicted model, not a curated record. Lineage: Eukaryota; Fungi; Mucoromycota; Mucoromycetes; Mucorales; Cunninghamellaceae. The coding region runs from base 8 to 244 and encodes 78 amino acids. The transcript has a single exon.